GUGCGCUUAGUGCUCGUUGUUAUCCGCAAGUGAGCUGACGUACUUGCUGCCGCAAUAAUGACUAAAAUAGCUGUAUUGUUGCUUGGUUUGUUACACCUGCAACUCACGAGUAGUUUGGAUCGUCAAAGUCGUGUUGACUUCGCCUUGAAUUUCUUCAAAACAAUCUCAACAUAUCAGCCAAAUGAGAACAUCAUCGUAUCUCCCAUCUCGGUGCAAACCUGCUUAGCGAUGACCUAUGUAGGCUCUGAAAAUCAAACGGCAGCUGAAAUGGGACGUGUGCUCUCUCUGGAGCGAUUUGGCAGCAAAGUGGACGCAGCCGUCGAGUUUGGUGACUUCAUACAAAACGCAGUCUUAGCUCCCCAAAGUAAACUAGAAAUGGCAAAUCGCGUUUAUAUUGAUCAGCGACUAAAUAUUGUACCCGAUUACUAUGAGUUAAUUAGCAAAUACUUUCGGUCUACAGCGGUAUUGGUAGAUUUCGCAAGGAAUGUGCAAGCGGCGCAAAAGAUCAAUGUGUGGAUAGAGUCCGCAACGCAUGGCAAGAUAAAAAGUUUUAUUGAUCCAUCCGUUUUGACCGCAGACACGGCUAUAGUACUGGCGAAUGCAAUAUACUUCAAGGCGGAGUGGCUUUACCCAUUCGAUCCGUCGUACACAGUUCCACGAGAUUUUAAUUUGAACUCGGCGCAGAAAGUAAAAGUGCCGAUGAUGUAUCGGACAGACGUGAACAUAAAAUAUGCUGAAAUGCCUGGACUCGAUCUGGUUGCCGCGGAGCUGCCAUAUAAAGGUACAGCGCUCCGCAUGUUGAUACUGCUACCAAAUCAGUUAGAUGGUGGAGUUGUCAGAUUGGAGCAGACAUUUAGUGGGAACGCAUUGCAGCAAGUGCAGCGUUUGUUGAGAGAAACCACUCUGGAUGUCGUGCUGCCAAAGUUUAAAAUUGAAUUCGAUUUAAGUUUAGUUGAGCCUUUGAAGACGAUGGGCAUGAAUUUGUUGUUUUCUAAUGCUGACCUCCCAAAUAUGGUAACUGGUGCCAGGGGCCCGCUUUAUGUCUCAGAGGUUAAGCAUAAGGCAUUUAUUUCUGUGGACGAGAAAGGUUCAGAGGCCUCAGGGGCCGCAUACUCGCAAAUACUAGAGAAGUCAGGGCGCUUCUUCCAGCCGCACUUGAAUAUCGAUCGGCCAUUCGUAUUCAUCAUUUUGGACGAUGAUGCGAUCUACUUUACUGGGCAUGUGCUGAAAUUCUAAGACGAAUGAUUUAUUGGCUUCCAAUCACCGAUGUGGCGCCAACUGGAGACUAGUGAUUGCUGCGGGCAAAUUUCAAAUUUAUAGUUAGAACCAAACGUCAUUAGCGGCACAAAUGUGGAGGACAAGAAUCAUGAAAAUAAAGAGUGUAGAAAAUGAGAACUCAACAAA
This is a messenger RNA of Bactrocera tryoni, 1404 nucleotides long. RefSeq names its product serine protease inhibitor 42Dd-like. The transcript has 4 exons. Lineage: Eukaryota; Metazoa; Arthropoda; Insecta; Diptera; Tephritidae. Bases 58 to 1236 code for a protein of 392 amino acids. The record is from RefSeq and is a predicted model, not a curated record. Gene Ontology annotation, molecular function: serine-type endopeptidase inhibitor activity.